AGGUGCCCUCUGGUGGCACUGGGGCACUGGCUGCGCUUUGAGCGAUCCCGCGACUGCCGGUUCCCGCGUGUUCAGCGUGGUGCGCAUAGUGCGCACUGUCUGUAGCCAAAACAGCCAAAGAACGACACAGGCACAGAGUGCUUCUUGCUGAGUGCUCAGUGGCUUAGUCUCACAAAGGGGCACACGGCAGCAACGUCGAAAUGUUUUGGGGCGUCACAUUGGAAAGCGGGAAGCGCUAUUCCCAGGUGGUCGACAUGUCGUACCACCUUUCCAUGGCUGCGCUGGAGCCAAAGGCAGGAGGGGAGCCUGUCAUGGUCAUGCUGGAACAUGGAAAGGCAGAGUUCCUGCUCUGCACAUUGGACCAGGCACAUGCACGCCAAGUGGCGCUGGACCUCAACUUUGUUGAGGGUGAGGAGGUGACCUUCUUCCUCAAUGGCAGAGGUACUGUGCAUCUGACAGGGUACCUGACUGACGGACUGCAAGACGACACUGUAUCCUCCGAUGAUGAAGAGGAGGAGGAGGAGGCUUCUUUGCAAGAUGAAGACGAGGAGGACGAAGACAAUGAGCUAACACUAGCUCGGAAAAGGCCACUCAAGGUCAGCAAAAAGCUCAAGGAAUCACUCCUGCAAGCAGUUAAUGGUGACAGCGAGGAGGACGACUCUGACUUUGAUGUGAACAAAGUGGAGGAUGGAACAGAGGAUGACGACGACGACGAUGAAGACGAGGAAGUAUCGGUUGAAGAGGAGCCUGAGCCAAUGCCAGCCUUGCCACACAAGCGCCCUGCCAAAAAGCGGCUUCUUGGCAAGCCAAUGAGCAAUGCCUCCCCAUCAAAGGAACAAGGCACAAGUUCAUCGGCUGCAGCUGAGCCUCAAGACGGAGUCCCGAAGAAGAAGCGGAAGAAAAUGAAGCAGCGCAGUGAAGGUGCCGCUGCGGUUUCCGGGAGUCCAAAGGUUCAGCAGUCGCCACAAGGAGGAGCAGCAGGGGAAAAAGGCACAUUACUCCCAGGAGGCGUGAUCAGCACAGACCUGCGUACUGGGAAUGGUCCUGUAGCAAAACCUGGCAAAAAUGUACAUGUGUACUACACAGGUCGCCUGGCGAACAACCACGUAUUUGACAAGUGCCUCUCGGGUAAAGCCUUUUCCUUUCGGCUAGGCAAGCACGAGGUCAUCAAGGGCUGGGAGACUGGCAUCGAAGGUAUGAAAGUAGGCGGAAAACGCCGUUUGGUCAUUCCGCCCAACCAAGCAUAUGGCAACACUCGUAUGGGAUCCAUUCCAGCUAACAGCACCCUGUACUUCGAAGUGGAGCUCAAGGCCGUCUCCUGAAGUGUUCUAUUCGUUGAAGUGUCCACUAUCUUUUACCCAUUGCUCAUCAUGCAAACAUUGAAUAAAAGUUGAACACUCGUGA
Messenger RNA from Rhipicephalus sanguineus (brown dog tick), 1404 nucleotides. RefSeq names its product 46 kDa FK506-binding nuclear protein. The record is from RefSeq and is a predicted model, not a curated record. Gene Ontology annotation, molecular function: peptidyl-prolyl cis-trans isomerase activity; macrolide binding. The transcript has 9 exons. Gene Ontology annotation, cellular component: chromatin; nucleolus. NCBI's taxonomy places the organism in Eukaryota, Metazoa, Arthropoda, Arachnida, Ixodida, Ixodidae. The coding region runs from base 201 to 1322 and encodes 373 amino acids.